Molecule: messenger RNA, 1710 nt
Organism: Cadophora gregata
Lineage: Eukaryota; Fungi; Ascomycota; Leotiomycetes; Helotiales; Ploettnerulaceae
Exons: 4
Coding region: 156-1232 (358 amino acids)
Biological process (GO): protein targeting to vacuole; protein retention in Golgi apparatus
Cellular component (GO): extrinsic component of membrane
Source: RefSeq, a predicted model, not a curated record
AAAACGUACCAUUAUCAUUGUUUGAAAGAGUGAAUAUCUCCCAAAUAAGAGCUUUACGAUAACAGCUCUGAAGGUAGCUGAUUGUUAAUAUUCUCAUCUUCACAAUCUGGUCGUAACCAGCAAAGCAGAAUUUGCCCCCUCAACGCCCGUUCACAAUGAAAGGCACCGGCAUACACAUGCAAGACAACGACUCUGCCUCAGAAAGUUCCACCCAGCAUCCAAGCCUUACCCCACGAACAAGCGGGGCAUCAACUCCAGAUACCCUCGAACAUGAACAUGAUCGUGCAUUCGAUCAUACCACACUAGAAGAAGACUACUUCAACGAGCACCUACCUCAAUAUGAAGCUGAAGAGCAAGAUCAUCCGGCCAGAGAUCAGGCCCGCGAGAAUGAUGCUGGGUCUCCGUUUUGUGCUAUUCUUCCUCAGCGUCUUGCAGGCUGGAUGGAGAGGGAGAGUAGAAUCAAGCUCUCUCCUCUUGCUGCUGCCGCUCUGAUCGAUGCAGCUAUUUUGACUCCAGACAAUCUUUCCCUAUACCCACCCCGCUCUCACACUCCACCACCCGGACCCACAGACCCGAUCUCAGGCGUGCUCUCCGCCGCUCACGGUACACUUGGCGGCGUCAUCAUGGGCGUCGCAGAUUAUCCCAUUGAGAUAACCAAGAUGGCGAAAGCGAACCGCGACGUCGCAGCUGGUCUCGCUACAGACUUUGCGCUCGACAGCGGCAAGGGAGUCUCGAGGAUUGUGGGCACGGGCUUGAAGGCUCCGAUGGAUAUGACGUUGAACAUAUCCAGGGGCUUUGGGAAUUUGCCGAAGUUGUAUGGUGAUGAGACGGUGAGGAAGGAGGAGAGAGUUACGGGAAUUACGAGUGGACUUGGUGCUGCUGGGAAGGGACUUGGGCUUGGGUUGUAUGAUGGGAUUACAGGGCUUGUUACUCAGCCUAUGAAUGGUGCCAAGAAGGGCGGGCUUGGAGGGUUCUUCGCAGGAGUAGGAAAAGGUCUUGGAGGGGUGGUGUGUAAGCCUGCUGCUGGAGCUGUUGGAUUGACUGCAUAUACUUUCAAAGGAGUCUAUGAGGAGGUCCAGAAUAAGCGAGACGACUUCUUGAAGUCCACGCAGCUGGGAAACGGUAAGACUGAAAGCAGGAAGUGCAGUGAAGAGGACCGAUUGGCUAUCAUUGAGAACUGGUAUUUUCUCGUCCAAUCUGCUGAGGCACGGGAGAAGACAAGGUUCCACUGAAGCUCCGUCAUUUGGUCUAGGAAAAUGUAAAAGUCAAUGCUGUCAUCCAAGAGCCUUAUUAUAUGGUUCUGAAUUUCACAGAUGGCACAUUUCUGAAGCCUCUAUAGUCAUCUCCAAUUUCUUUUCGGAAAUCCGUCCGGCAAGUACACUUUCAAAUCAAUGAAUCUGCAUCGGUACAUUUGCGGAUAAACGAACUUCCCUUGUCACAGAGGGGUGAGGAGGGGUACUCUAUCUCGCUUAAGAACGAUGCCAAGUGCUCAUUGGUGCGCAUACAAUGGUCGCGAUGAUCACGUCCCUGGGAGCUUGUUCCCCAGGACUCCAUAUCCCCCGCAUCUCUAGUGUAUUGCUGUAAUUAUUCCGUUCUGGGGUGGAUAGAAUAAGACGGGAUGAUGUCAAUGACUAGCUUGAACUCUGAAUUGGUGGCGGAUAGAUCAGACGGACUCUGCUUGUCAGAAAUGUUCCUGAGUAGCGGCGAGCC